UGAUGUGUUUCCUCCCCCUUGCUCCAGCUCAACCAGGAAGUAAAGUUUCUAUUUUCUCUGGGCUCAGAAGUUUAAUACCAGGCAAAGCAGAGGGGAAGGGAGGGUGGACGAGGCCUUGCAGAAGAGGAGAUCAGAGUCACAGUGCCUUUAAGACAUCCUUUCUGGAACUGGUGCACCCAUCAAUACUUCCUUUGGUUAACCUGGCUAGCUCCUAGUUGUGGGAGAGGAUGACGACACUCAUUCACAGAGGGCGGCGUGCUGAUAUGGGCAAGAACGCCGACAAGAGGCUGGAGGGUGAGGACGAUGACUCGAAAGACAGAAACCUGGACGAGGAGGAGUCUGGUGACUCCAAAGAUAUCCGCCUGACCCUCAUGGAGGAGGUGCUGCUCCUGGGACUGAAGGAUAAGGAGGGCUAUACGUCCUUCUGGAACGACUGCAUCUCCUCGGGCCUGCGUGGCGGUAUUCUCAUCGAGCUGGCCCUGCGCGGACGCAUCCAGCUGGAGCCGCUCACCAUGAGGAAGAAGAGGCUUCUGGACAGAAAGGUGCUCUUAAAGUCAGACACCCCAACCGGUGACGUCCUACUAGACGAGACCCUCAAGCACAUCAAAGCCACAGAGCCUGCAGAGACAGUCCAGUCGUGGAUAGAGCUGCUCACAGGCGAGACCUGGAACCCCUUCAAGCUGCAGUACCAGCUGCGCAACGUGCGGGAGCGCAUCGCCAAGAAUCUGGUGGAGAAGGGCAUCCUGACCACGGAGAAGCAGAACUUCCUGCUCUUCGACAUGACUACCCACCCGGUCACCAACACCACCGAGAAGCAGCGCCUGCUCAAGAAGCUGCAGGAGAGCGUCCUGGACCGGUGGGUGAAUGACCCGCACCGCAUGGACAGGAGGACCUUGGCCUUGCUGGUGUUGGCCCACUCCUCGGACGUUCUGGAGAACGUCUUCACCCCGCUGGCGGACGACAAGUAUGACACGGCCAUGAACAGGUCAAAGGACCUCUUGGACUUGGACCCCGACGUGGAGGUCACCAAAGCCAGCGCCACGGAGAUGAUCUGGGCUGUCCUGGCGGUCUUUAACAAAGCCUAAAUCCAGACCGCCUUGCCCGUUGGAUAUAGCACGGGACCUUUGCUUGGGGAGCUGCCCUGGGCCAGGCCAGCGCAAACUCUGUUCUACGUGGCACCUGGGUUUGACUGAUGUCCACCGUUGCCCCAACCUAUCUCUCUUGGCUGGAGAUUGUUGCGCUGGUAGAGUGAGCGACUGGAUGUUGUGUGUCCUCUUCUUGUAAAUACUCAGCUAAAUGAAGGUCUUUGUCUCCGGUG
Gopherus flavomarginatus (Mexican gopher tortoise) is the source of this 1318-nucleotide messenger RNA. RefSeq names its product golgi phosphoprotein 3 like (gene GOLPH3L). The record is from RefSeq and is a predicted model, not a curated record. Gene Ontology annotation, cellular component: trans-Golgi network; cytosol; Golgi cisterna. Gene Ontology annotation, biological process: Golgi organization; retrograde vesicle-mediated transport, Golgi to endoplasmic reticulum; Golgi to plasma membrane protein transport. Gene Ontology annotation, molecular function: phosphatidylinositol-4-phosphate binding. Bases 228 to 1085 code for a protein of 285 amino acids. The transcript is spliced from 5 exons. NCBI's taxonomy places the organism in Eukaryota, Metazoa, Chordata, Testudines, Testudinidae.